This is a messenger RNA of Branchiostoma floridae (Florida lancelet), 2163 nucleotides long. RefSeq names its product stabilizer of axonemal microtubules 2-like. The record is from RefSeq and is a predicted model, not a curated record. Gene Ontology annotation, biological process: microtubule anchoring. The transcript is spliced from 12 exons. Gene Ontology annotation, cellular component: centriole; ciliary basal body; axonemal microtubule. Lineage: Eukaryota; Metazoa; Chordata; Leptocardii; Amphioxiformes; Branchiostomatidae. The coding region runs from base 141 to 1730 and encodes 529 amino acids. Gene Ontology annotation, molecular function: microtubule binding.
AGAACAACAUAUGUCGUUAUGUCAACAGAACGUCACUCAGUGCGUGGCGAACUCCAGCAUACAUGUACAUGGACGUGAAGUGAUCACGAAUCUGUAAGUCGCACUGGGAACUUUGUUCCCCCAACUAUUGAAGCUCAGUCAUGGUGUCGUCCACUAAAGAUGGAACCCUGUGUAUUUGUCAGAUCUGUGACUGUGGUCGGCACCACUGUCCGCACCAGAAGCAGCCGGAUCACUUCCAGCGGAUGCAGGCCGACCAGAAGCGACCACCAGCGGGAGAUACCGGUACUGAGUAUAGGGAGGAGUUUAAAGCAUGGCCGACCACGGGGAAGCUGAAGAGUUUGCGGCCGGAGGUCAAAUCCGUGGCCACCAAGGACCCUAUGCAAUUGUCCACCAUCUACCGUGACCUGUAUAUCGCCCACAAGCCCCAGACCCGGGUGACGUCCCUGAAGCCGACCCGUGUGUACACCCCUCCGGAGGAGACGCUGGAGACCAGCACCACCUACUCCAAGUGCUUUGCCUGGAAGUACGCCGAGCCACCCAACUGCCUCAAGCCCAAACCCCAGCUCAACGUGCCGGCCGGAGACAAGCAGACACCCUUCUCCAAGGACACCGUCACCAAGCUGACGUACAAGGAGUUCUCGCGAGAGGAACAGAAGGCGGCCAAGUGUAAGAUUAUCAAACACAAGGAGGAGCUGGGCACUAACGAGGGGGCCAAGCUAGAGGUCACCACCAGCAGCUACACGGAGGACUUCCCGGCACACGAGAACGUGGCGCCGCCCGAGAGCACCAAGCCGCCCCAGGAGUACAUCAAGUCGGACAAGCCUUUUGAGGACGACACAGUCAACAAACUCGACUACGUGCCACAUCCGCCGCAACCAAGGCCCGUCAAGAAGAAGAUUGAGUACACGCCCAACAACAAGCCGUUUGAAGGUGUGUCGAUGAUGAAGGCUGAGUUCCCGGUCCAUUCCGCGGGCCCUCACCGGCCGCCGAGCUUCAAACCGCCGCAGGAAUACAAGUCUCCUCAGGCCAAGUUCCGUGAUGUCACCACGCAGUCCAUGGCCUUCAAACCCUGGCCGCUGCCCAAGAAGGAGAAGUGGCCCUGGGCCUCCCGGGGCAUGUACACGUCACCAGCAGACGUCUUUAGGUGUACCACGUCUUACCGCGAAGACUUCGUGCAGCCAGCGAAGGUUGGAGACCGCCCCAAACCCUUCCGUCCCGUCAGCAAGCGUGCGGACAAGUCGGACAAAAAAGUUCCCUUCCAGGGCCAGAGCACCACCCGCAGCACGUACGUUCCCUGGAACAACACCCAGCCCGUCAAGUCCUACAAGAAGAGUGACAUCUACUCCCCGCCUUCCGAGAAGUUCAUAGCGCAGUCAACCUAUCAGACGAGGUUUACCGGAGAGAUGGUAUCGCCUGCCCGAUCAUGCCGCCCCGCCUACAAGGGGCCGUACGAGGAGGGCCGACCUGCUAUGGAGGCAUCCACAACGUACCGGGAGUGUUUUACCGUCCCGGCCCGUCCCCAAAGCUGCCCGGCCAUGAAGCUGUCCCUGCGGGCGGUGGCGAACGAGGCGGUGAGGCAGGGGUCAAAGAGUUCAGCUGUGGCGACGGCGCCUGACAGCAACGUUGAGUACAGCCACAAGUCAUCCGGGCACACGUAUUACCGGCUGUGUAAGCGACCCAACACUGCCAAACAGUCCGCAUCCGGUACCAAAGACUCCAACACCAAAUAAUGCCCCCUAGCGGUGCUUGAAACAACUGAUCAUUUUGUAAUUUUGAUAGCUCAACACCACGCGAUCUCUCUUCAUCUGGCAUCUUUUGCAGAUGACCCUACAUUGUCACAGUUCCUGCAAAUUUUGGGUAGGAAUUUUUAUAAACAGAUAACAAUAUGGCAGGUUCACUCUUCUAUACUGUUUGAAACUAAUCAGAAAGUACAUGUGAUACAAAUAUACAAUCUUAUGUCAUUUUGGGUGUUUGAUAUACCUAAUGUCUCAGGCCAUGAAUAUUAAUUUCUGACUGCACAUACAGAAAUGUGUAUAUAUUGACAGAAAUACUAUACAAAACAUGUAACAGGCACUUGAAACUCAGGGAGCCUGGAAACUUCUCUGUAGAGAACAUUAAACAUUCAAAUACCUGCCACUACAGGGAUACUGUAGUCAGUACAUA